Molecule: messenger RNA, 1307 nt
Organism: Carassius auratus (goldfish)
Lineage: Eukaryota; Metazoa; Chordata; Actinopteri; Cypriniformes; Cyprinidae
Product: cytosolic arginine sensor for mTORC1 subunit 1-like
Exons: 10
Coding region: 267-1298 (343 amino acids)
Biological process (GO): negative regulation of TORC1 signaling
Molecular function (GO): arginine binding
Source: RefSeq, a predicted model, not a curated record
ACUAAUUCAAAUCAGAUUUUACGCCCCUGGAGGAAGACAACUGAAUGUCCCAUUGUAAACAUCAUUUUUAGAUCCACUUUCCAAUUAGUUUUCGAAUCGAGUUACAUCGAAUGAGUCUCUUGAACCAGUCAGCAACAGCGUGCCCGUCCCGAUGCUCGAAGAUGGAGCGGUUUGGUAACAGAUCGCAUAGGCUGAACUCACGUUGCGUUAUUUAACGCGUCCACCUGCACUGCAUAGAAUACAUUUUUCUGGAGGACUAGCGAACGAUGGACCUGCACAUCUUGGACCAUAGAUUAAGGGUCACAUCCAUCAGUAAAUCGGGACUUGAACAGUACACACACCCCCUAAUCAAACUGAUAUUUCUCAGAAACCGGACGAGGUCAGAAGGAUUGCUCACACAAACACAACAUUAUCUCAUCCGAUGCAAAUUUUUCAGUCUCACAGAGACUCCGGAAAAUUACACCGUUGUCCUCGAUGAGGAAGGAUUUAAAGAGCUCCAGCCGUCUGAACACUUACAGGUGGAGGGCUCCACUUGGCUCCCGCUCAAUGUAGUCUCCAAUGGCAAUGCCUCCAGCAGCUCACAGGCCGUGGGCGUCACCAAAAUCGCCAAAUCUGUGAUCGCUCCAUUGGCCGAGCAGCAUGUGUCCGUCUUCAUGCUCUCCACCUAUCAGACCGACUUUAUUCUGGUGCGAGAGAAAGACCUGGCGGUGGUGGUGGAGACUCUAGCGGAGGAGUUUAAUGUUUUCAGAGAGGAGGGAGGAGAGUCAGUGCCUGUCCACAGUCAGGACGCCUGCAACGGCCUUCAGCGAAAUGGCAGAGAGGUUCCACAGGCAACAGUUCAUCCGGUGCUGAUUCCAGAAAAUCAUUUUUGCGUAAUGAGCUUGGAUCCAGACACACUGCCAGCGAUUGCCACAACCCUCAUAGACGUUCUGUUUUACUCUAACAGAUCUAAAGAGGAUGCCAGUGUUGAUCAGGACAUGGAAUAUAUCGUGUUUUUCUCCUUCUCUCUGAUUGAUGGAUACAUCUCUUUGGUGAUGGACACAGAAGCACAGAGACAAUUCCCCACUGAUCUCCUCUUCACCAGCUCUUCUGGUGAGCUCUGGAGGAUGGUGAGAAUAGGAGGACAGCCACUCGGCUUCGAUGAAUGUGGGAUAGUUGCUCAGAUCUCUCAGCCUCUUGCAGACAGUGAUAUAUCAGCGUAUUACAUCAGCACCUUCAGCUUUGAUCAUGCUCUGGUGCCAGAAGAAGAUUUAGCGAGCGUGACUGAGAUGCUUCAAGCUCAGAGGAUGUCCAGUUGAAAAAGUGUA